UCUUUACUCUACGAGCCGGUAGGUGGCAGUGAAGCGGCGGCCAGCAGUCCGCGGACUAGCGAAGAAGAAACGAUAACAGAGUUUUUGUUGUGUGCAUAAAAUACAGAAACUACUGGAGAUUUUUUGGGCUCUACUGCGAUGGCUGUGUUUCCAAGCGCGCUGACCGAAGAGGAGGAAUCACUGCAGAAAAAAUAUGCAAAGUUAAAGAAAAAGAAAAAAGCUCUGCUGGCACUUAAGAAGCAGAGUUCCAGCAAUCAGACAAGCCAGGCUGGACUGAAGCGGACUCUGUCAGACCAGCCUGUGGUGGACACAGCGACCGCCACUGAACAGGCCAAGAUGCUCAUCAAAUCUGGUGCUAUUAGCGCCAUCAAAUCAGAGAACAAGAACUCGGGGUUCAAGCGGUCAAGAACACUGGAGGGGAAAUUAAAGGAUCCGGAAAAGGGUCCCGUUCCAGCAUUCCUCCCAUUUCAGAGAAGCGUUUCCACAGAUGAGGAUCCUGCUGAGUCUGCUAAACGAUCUCACAGAAAGAGUCUUUAUGAGAGUUUCGUCACGUCUGGAGAACGUUCCCGGGACGAUGACGACGGAGGAGCAAUGUCAUCCAGCCGUGAUUUUGAUCGUGACCGUGAAAGAGAGCUGGACAGAGACCGAGAACGAGAGAGGGACCGCGAGAGGGACCGUGAAAGAGAACGAGAACGUGAUCGGGACAGGGAGAGGGAGAGGGAGCGGGAGCGGGAGCGCGAAUGGAGCCGAGACAGAGAGAGAGAUCGCGAGCGGGACAGAGAGAGAGAGAGAGACAGAGACAGGAGCCGGGACAGAGAGCGAGACCGGGACAGGGACCGCGAGAGAGACAGAGAGAGGGACAGAGAGAGAGAUGGACCAUUUAGACGCUCAGACUCGUACCCAGAGCGGCGGAGUGUGAGGAAGGGAAACACAGUGUAUGUGUACGGUUCAGGACUCGUGGAGGACAGCCUGCGGGCAGCUUUUGCUCAGCAUGGCAACAUCAUUGACCUGUCCAUGGAUUCCCCACGCAACUGUGCUUUUGUCACAUUUGAGAAGAUGGAGUCAGCAGAUCAGGCUGUAGCAGAGCUGAACGGCGCCACAGUGGGAGAGGUUACUGUCAAAGUCAGCAUCGCUAGGAAGCAGCCAAUGCUGGAUGCAGCCACGGGCAAGUCUGUGUGGGCUUCUCUAGCUGUUCAAAACAGUGCCAAGGGUUCAUACAGGGACAAGCGAAAUCAGGUUGUCUACAGUGAAGAUUUCCUCUGAGGACCUCUGUUGAACUCUGUUGAAGACAAACUGUUUUGACUCAACAUUAGUGUAUUUUUUUUUUUCUAAGUACCGUAUUUUAAGCGCAUCAGGCCCAUACGUAUGUAUUUCUUCAACAGCCUUUUCCCUUUAGUUUUCUGAUCAGCUCAACUCUGCUUUGCUUUGUUCCACUCAAUAAAGUUGAGUCCUUAUUGCUUCUAGAUGUGACAUUAGGGUCCAGAUUCUGCUGCUGCUGUCUGUCACUGAGGACCAUGGAAGAAAAAUUAAGCACAUGUGAAUUUGUCAAUUUCAAAUAACCAACUAUGGUAGUGCAGGAGUGUCCAGUCCUAUCUGUACAGGGCUGAUGUGGAUGCAGGUUUGCAUUCCAACAAAGCAGAAGCCUCUGUGAUCAGUUGUGUUUUGAGUGGAAUUAAGUGCUUCUGCUUAUUUGAAAUGAAAACCUGCAGUGCUUUACAGAUAACAUUGCAGACUCUUGCAGUAGGUGAUGAUUUAGGAACACUUAGUUCUGAAGAAAAAGCUGUCCAGGAUAUACACAGUGUCCAAGACCCCACCAUACAGAGGAGAUUACAUGAGCAAAAUGUACAUAAAAGUCUGUAAAGUUCUGAGAUAGAUAAUGAUACUGUAUCAGUGUAUGAAGUGAUGGAAACAGGAAAGACUGAAUAAAGCGACAUAAAUAAA
Pygocentrus nattereri (red-bellied piranha) is the source of this 1941-nucleotide messenger RNA. It is a transcript of the gene nelfe, whose product is annotated as negative elongation factor complex member E. The coding region runs from base 139 to 1263 and encodes 374 amino acids. The record is from RefSeq and is a predicted model, not a curated record. Gene Ontology annotation, biological process: negative regulation of transcription elongation by RNA polymerase II. The transcript has 11 exons. Gene Ontology annotation, cellular component: NELF complex. Gene Ontology annotation, molecular function: RNA binding. Lineage: Eukaryota; Metazoa; Chordata; Actinopteri; Characiformes; Serrasalmidae.